CUUGAACCACAGCCUUUCAUUUAGGCGCUCCAUCCGUUCAGAUGGUGAGAUAGUGUCAGCCAGCCUAACUCGGAUUGAUUCCUUCUCGUGUACAAAGCACAUAAAUAUGGCGGCUCCACCGUACAUGUUUGGGCUCAUUGACCAUUGUUCUCUCGCCUAACCUUGAAAAGUUGGUUCCGAUGCAGGGAGGGAUCACUUACAUUCAGAUCUACUUUGUGUGAUUUGACCAACAUCAUGUCUACUGUGAAUGUUGUCAAGGAUUACUUCUACAGGGGAUUUACCCCAAAGACGGAAGAACGAGCUCGGCAAUUGAUCGCUUUGGCGUACCAGACCGCGAGAGAUCAGAAGCUCUAUCCCAGGGCAAUUCUCAUCAGAUCCGAGAUUCACAAGACAACCUCCAUGAGUGGGAUGCAUCAGGUGGAUCCAUUGGGAUAUCAUAUCACGCUCUGUUUCAAGGAUGAGCAACAGCUUCUUCGUGGUACCCACGUGUCUAGUCAUGGCUAUGUUCGGGACCAGGAUAACUUGGAAUUCAUCCAAGCGACACAUACAGAAGAGAAGUCCGAUAAUACAAAGAGACAGAGAGGGAAAAGGAUGUGUGGCCAUCAGAAGAUAUGCUUAUUCAGGCACCAGACAUUGGCUACAGCCACUUGCCACCAAACUAGAGCAUAGAAGCUUGUGGAAUCGUUCAUAGGAUUGCCAUUCUUUCAGGAAGGGGUAUCUUACCAUACCAACUAUGAAAGGCAGCACGAAGGAUUGUCAAUACAACAGGGAGAUUUGACCAGAAGGUGAUAAUUUAUAUAGACUGGUUGACUGUCUAACAUAUUAUCGCUCUCUUUAAGCUGGCAUCACAACCCAUUCGAAAGGAGACAUUAGGCCAAAUGUACAGAAUUAUGCAUCAUGUUAUCGUGAACCAAAACUUGGCAUUUGAACAUAUUGUAGUUGCG
Messenger RNA from Aspergillus sclerotioniger CBS 115572, 944 nucleotides. RefSeq lists its product as uncharacterized. NCBI's taxonomy places the organism in Eukaryota, Fungi, Ascomycota, Eurotiomycetes, Eurotiales, Aspergillaceae. The coding region runs from base 235 to 669 and encodes 144 amino acids. The transcript is spliced from 3 exons. The record is from RefSeq and is a predicted model, not a curated record.